UUUUAUCUCAUGUGGUAACCUAAACAACUUGUGUUCUGCCGCUCACUUCUCUUUGAUUUAAAUUAACAAAUUAAUUAAUUACUACUGCCAUAUGCUUUGAAUUUAAUCCUUGUAAAACCAUCAUGUAAUUUGACACCUUAUUUGUUCAAUUUCUAUGUUCCAUUAUCUCUCUUAACCCUAUGUUACUCCAUACCUCUAAGUGACUCAUAGUCUUCAAUGUGGAUCAGGCUUAUGCAUUCAGUGUAGCUUUAUCUCGAUAUAAACAGUUUGUCAUACCUAAUUGGGCUCCUUUUUGGUUAAUCUUAAAGAUUAACUUGUUUUAUCAAGUGGGCCACAAAUUAUGCUGUUUAAUUUUGUGAAUAUUUCUAUUGUUCUACUUUAUGUUUAAUCAUCACCAACCAUCAACUUUCGCCUUUUGACACAAUCAACAUAUAUUUAUUUCUACCACUAUCACCAUCAUCAUCACCAUCACUGCCAUCAACUUUACCACAUAAACAAUUGGAGUAAAAUAGACCUCAGAAAUAUAUGCAUUAAAUACUGGAAUAUUGCAAGCAUAAGAAAAUAUGGAUAAAGAAAAUGCAAAUGAUGAUUCUGGUACACUCAGUUAUAUAUGCCCUCUGUGUGAAAAGAUAGCAGAAAAUCCGGUUAAGAAUAAUUGUGGAUGCAUUUAUUGCUCCAAGUGUGCUGAAAAAUGUGUCACAGAGUCUAUCAAAUGUCCAAAAUGUGACAAACCGUUGUCUAUUGGUACUUUAAGCAAGCUUAGUAUAGUUAAAAUGAGAGUCUUCAAGACCUCAACCAUGAAGCGAAAAUACUCUUGCCUCGGAGUCAAUGCCAAUGAUGAAACAGGUUUUCCUAGUGGCAGUGGUAGCACAACCAGUACUAUUACCAGUACGACUACGAGUGCACCUAAUGCCAAUGCUACAAUCAACUCAGCCGCUUCAAAUUCUGGAUCUUCAGCUGAUCCUAUGAUAAGUGAUUCUUCCGGGAGAAAGCGUGUAAAAGCUGAAGAAACAUCUAACACCGAAGAGGUAGUAAACUUGGAAAGUUUGUUAUCAUUAUCGUCUAUUAAAGAAAGAGAAGACAAAAAGAUGAGUAAAGAGAUUCUAGAUCUACUCAGUAAACCAACUGCCAAAGAUAAAUGGGUGAUAGAAAAAUUUCAAUCAGUUGGAGGUGGACAAGUUCAAGAAUUUUGUCCCCAUGGAACCAGAGAAGAUUGCAAAAGAGUUACUUCUGCUCAAACCUGUGACAAGCUUCAUUUCAAAAAAAUCAUUCAAAAACAUACCGACGAAUCUCUGGGCGAUUGUUCUUUUCUCAAUACCUGUUUUCACAUGGAUAGCUGUAAAUACGUUCACUAUGAAGUUGAUUUAGGAACAGUUAGAAAUAAAAAAGAGCGUAAAGAAGAAAUUGCAACCGAUCGACGAUUUAACAAUGCAUUGCGAAAUCCUCAAUGGAUUCAAUGUGAUCUCAGAACAUUUGACGUAUCGAUUUUAGGUAAAUUUGAUGUCAUUAUGGCAGAUCCUCCGUGGGAUAUUCACAUGGAUCUACCUUACGGAACAAUGUCUGAUGAAGAGAUGAGACAGCUGAACAUCCCUUGCUUACAAGACAAAGGACUUCUGUUCCUUUGGGUGACUGGACGAGCCAUGGAAUUGGGCCGAGAAUGUCUUGAACUUUGGGGUUAUGAAAGGUGUGAUGAAAUCAUUUGGGUUAAAACUAAUCAACUACAGAGAAUUAUUCGAACUGGACGAACUGGACAUUGGUUAAAUCACGGUAAAGAACACUGUUUAGUUGGGGUUAAAGGAGAACCUGAAAAUCUAAACCGUGAAUUAGAUUGUGAUGUUAUUGUGGCAGAAGUGCGAGCUACUAGUCACAAGCCGGAUGAAAUUUAUGGUAUAAUUGAACGACUUUCUCCAGGAACUAAGAAGAUUGAACUUUUUGGUCGUACCCAUAACUUACAACCAAAUUGGAUUACCCUUGGUAAUCAAUUACCUGGGGUCUGUUUACAUGAAGAACAAUUGUUAACUGCUUUCGCUGUUCGUUAUCCUAAUCGGGUGUCUGAGCUUAAAAAAUCUUUAAGUGAUAAAAUAAAUAGAUAAAUUAAAGAGUAUUGAGCUUUGGUGCUCACCAGCGACAAAGAACGUUUUCCAAUUUAUAUGCUGAUUUCGAAUGAAAAUGUAAAUAAUGAACUUUAAAGUUAUCAUUUCGAUACAUUUUUUUCUUGCCAC
Molecule: messenger RNA, 2222 nt
Organism: Tetranychus urticae (two-spotted spider mite)
Lineage: Eukaryota; Metazoa; Arthropoda; Arachnida; Trombidiformes; Tetranychidae
Product: methyltransferase like 3
Biological process (GO): RNA methylation; mRNA modification
Cellular component (GO): nucleus; RNA N6-methyladenosine methyltransferase complex
Molecular function (GO): mRNA m(6)A methyltransferase activity
Source: RefSeq, a predicted model, not a curated record